GCAAAGCGGUUUGUGGGGAAAGUUGCAAAGAGCAGUCAGGGAGCUGUUGCUGAGGGCAGGUAGAGCUGGGGCGGGUUAAAGGUCAUAGUGUAGCGAAAGGGGCCUCUUGCUGCUGCUAAAUCUUGUUUCCGACAUGGCAGUUACUGAGGUCGUGGUGGUGGGAUCCUGCAUGACUGAUCUGGUGAGAGCAAAUCCCAAAGAUGUGAUUCUAUAUCAUAUGUCCUCUGCACAGUGUUUUUCUCUGGUAGCUGUCAAAUGUGAAUAUAAUCACCUGCCCUAGCCACAAUUUGGAAAUGGAUGGACAAUGGGCAUCAAAGAUAUUUCUUACCACACGUCUGCCGAAAGCUGGAGAGACCAUUCAUGGUCAUCGGUUUUUCACUGGAUUUGGGGGUAAAGGUGCCAACCAGUGUAUCCAGGCUGCUCGACUUGGGGCUAAAACCUCAAUGAUCUGCAAGGUUGGAAAGGAUUCAUUUGGUAAAGAUUAUAUUGAAAACUUCAAGAAAAAUGGGAUUACUACAGAAUUUGUAGGCCAAACAGAGGAUGCUGCAACUGGAGCUGCUUCAAUUGUCGUCAAUAGUGAAGGGCAAAACUUUAUUGUCAUUGUUGCGGGAGCAAAUUUGCUUCUGAGUUCUGAUGACUUAAAGAGGGCUGCUCAUGUCAUCUCUGAAGCCAAAGUAAUGGUCUGCCAACUGGAAGUAACCCCGGCUAUUUCUCUGGAAGCCCUGAAAAUAGCACACACCAGCGGAGUGAAGACUUUAUUUAAUCCUGCUCCAGCUCUUGCUGACUUAGAUCCACAAUUUUAUACCCAUUCUGACAUCAUCUGCUGCAACGAAAGUGAGGCAGAAAUUCUAACAGGAAUUGCCGUUGGUAAUGCCGAAGACGCUGGUCGUGUGGGAUUAAUCUUGUUAGAGCGAGGCUGUAAGACUGCCAUUGUAACCUUGGGCCCAGACGGUUGUGUGAUGGUUUCCACAAAGGAACCUGUCCCGAAACACGUCCCAGCUAAGAAGGUCACGGCUGUGGACACCACGGGAGCCGGUGAUAGUUUUGUGGGAGCACUGGCUUACUACUUAGCCUACUAUCCCAGUCUGCCUCUAGAGGAAAUACUGAUGAAGAGUAACUUCAUUGCAUCCAUUAGCGUACAAGCAACAGGGACACAGGCCUCUUAUCCCUACAGAAAAGAUCUGCCACAAGAACUAUUCUAAGCUGUAAUCUCUACCUUGUCAAAACAGCGGGUACUGCUUUUUCUCUUCGUUCAAGUAAGGGAAUUCUUGUGAUUAGCUAAGGUUUUUAACAAAUGCCUUGUAAUUGAGUGCUAGCCCCACAGUGUCUCACUCAGUGUAAUGUCACUCUGGGACAUAGCAAAAAAAUAGCAUCAGCACUUCAUAUUAAAAUUAAUGAAUGAGACACUCUCAUUCAACUAAGGGAAAAAUGAAAUGAGAUUGUUUGUUUUGAUGCUGUAAUUA
Messenger RNA from Elgaria multicarinata webbii, 1463 nucleotides. It is a transcript of the gene RBKS, whose product is annotated as ribokinase. NCBI's taxonomy places the organism in Eukaryota, Metazoa, Chordata, Lepidosauria, Squamata, Anguidae. Gene Ontology annotation, biological process: D-ribose metabolic process. The coding region runs from base 294 to 1202 and encodes 302 amino acids. The record is from RefSeq and is a predicted model, not a curated record. The transcript has 9 exons. Gene Ontology annotation, molecular function: ribokinase activity.